AUGUCUUCCAUCCAUCAAAAGUAUGCUUCGCUCAAGGAAUUGGCUGUUCUGAACCUCGGCGAAGAGGAAGAUAACGUUCCCUACUUCAAAAGCCAGCGGACCAAUCCAGUUAGCCAUAUAUUGUCAUUCCAAACUUCGAGAAAUAUGAACUCUGACCCUAAGUUGUGUCUGGCUUGA
Messenger RNA from Sclerotinia sclerotiorum 1980 UF-70, 177 nucleotides. RefSeq lists its product with no specific name. The record is from RefSeq and is a predicted model, not a curated record. The transcript has a single exon. NCBI's taxonomy places the organism in Eukaryota, Fungi, Ascomycota, Leotiomycetes, Helotiales, Sclerotiniaceae. The coding region runs from base 1 to 177 and encodes 58 amino acids.